UAUAUGAGCACCUACAUGUCAGACAGACAAGACUAGAUAGUGUACCAGUAAAGAGGUUUACAAGGCCCUGACCAUCCCCAGGGGUUUGUAGGCUCAGUCAGUCAGUGUCUUUGAAAGACACAUUCAGCAUGGCACAGCCAGGGAUGAUCUGAGGUCCUCAACACUGCUUUGUAAAGUUUUGAUAUGUGAUGCUGGUAGUGCACAUUGAAUUAGGGUAUACAUUUGUUGCUACAGUACAUGGUUGUAUAUUCACGAGUCAAUGUGUGUUUAACCUCUCUGUCAUAAAUCCAGGGAUUUUCAGGUCUGGGGGGAGCACCAGGACGAGCAGGUCCCCCAGGUGCUCAGGGUCCUCCAGGAAAGUCUGGGCAAGACGUCAGUCCUGGGCCACCUGGUGAUAGGGGCUUCACAGGGAAAGAUGGCUUGGAGGGUCGCCAGGGGCCAGUGGGCAUGUAUGGCUACCCAGGAGCAGUGGGUUUAACUGGGAGACCUGGUCAUUUUGGAGAGAGGGGGGAACCUGGUGUGAGAGGCCCCGCUGGUAUCCCUGGGAAGAGUGGACCACCAGGGUUAAAGGGAUUUCACGGAGAGAGAGGGCCCGCUGGACCUCAGGGUCGUCAAGGAGACUCUGGGCUCAAUGGCAUACAGGGGUCACCAGGUCCUCCAGGCCUACCAGGGCCAGAGGGCAGGACAGGAAAGCCAGGCCCCCCAGGAAGCCAGGGGCCUCUGGGGCCUCAGGUGCCAGCCGGGCCCACCGGGUUUCCAGGCACUCCUGGGAUGGAUGGAGUAAUGGGGCAGAUUGGAGAAAAUGGAUUGCAGGGAGCAGCAGGGCCUGUUGGGGACAGUGGGCCAUCUGGACUGGAUGGACAGCAGGGUCCCCCAGGAACAGUUGGUGAGGAGGGGCCAUCUGGCAGGAAGGGGGAACCGGGAGCUCCAGGUCCCUUUGGAAAACCAGGGCCGAAUGGACUACAGGGAGAGCCAGGGCCACAGGGCUCUCAGGGGCUGCAGGGUGAGCCUGGGCCAAGGGGCAAAGAGGGAGAGAUGGGAGGUUUCGGCAACAGAGGAUAUCCUGGUCCUAAAGGACAAAAGGGGGACAUAGGACCUCGUGGAUUUUCUUGGUCGGAGGGGCCCUCAGGAGCUCUUGGGGACAAUGGGAAAAGAGGAGUGAAGGGAGAGAAGGGCUACGUAGGACUACGAGGCCAGGUGGGGUUGAUGGGGGAAGCUGGACCAUCGGGCUUGUCUGGACUGGAAGGUGUUCCAGGACCUUUUGGAUUGGCUGGGGCUGAUGGACCACAAGGGCAGAAGGGGGACAAAGGCCCUUAUGGUAUGACUGGGAACCCUGGAAACUCAGGCCUUAAGGGGGUGUCAGGCAUCAGAGGAGUGAAUGGUGACAUGGGGAAACAUGGACCAAAGGGAGUGGGGGGAGGCAUGGGGAGACAGGGAGAGAUUGGUCCAAAGGGUUUCCCUGGACUUAAGGGGCCUAAAGACGAGCCUGGAGAUAAAGGAGAACCAGGAGAGCAGGGGCCAGAGGGUCUUCCAGGCGACAGGGGGCCCCAAGCGUCUCCUGGAUUGGAGGGUUUGCCUGGUGAGGUGGGGCCUCAGGGAACUGUUGGCCCACCAGGACCUUUGGGACCAAAAGGUCAAACAGGCCCUGAGGGAAGACUAGGCCAGAAAGGUCAAAAGGGGUAUGAUGGUCGAAAUGGGUAUCCGGGAAAGACCGGACACAUUGGAAGGAGGGGGAAUAGAGGAAAAACUGGAAGCAAAGGCUUAGGUGGAGAGAGAGGAGAAAAGGGAAAGAGGGGAGAUUUUGGUUCAACCGGGCCUCCAGGAAGACAAGGGCCUUACGGGACACCUGGCUUACAAGGAGAGAAAGGUCUAAUGGGUGGACCAGGUAUAGAGGGAGAGAAGGGGAAGAUGGGAUUAACAGGUCCUCCUGGAGGUCAGGGGUUGAAGGGGACACAAGGCCCUUUGGGACAGACAGGGAGGGCUGGCCUAAAAGGAGAACAGGGAGACAUUGGUCCUCAUGGGGAAUGGGGGACCCCAGGUCUACCUGGACUGCCUGGUUUGUUUGGAGAAAAGGGUCUAAAAGGAUUUGCUGGAACAGCAGGUCCUGUUGGAGUGAGAGGGCUGCCUGGCCUCCCUGGACCUCCUGGCCCCCCUGGAACCUCUCUGAAUCUCACUCUGGCACAACUCAAGGCAAGUCGUUGGUAA
Molecule: messenger RNA, 2205 nt
Organism: Salvelinus namaycush (lake trout)
Lineage: Eukaryota; Metazoa; Chordata; Actinopteri; Salmoniformes; Salmonidae
Product: collagen alpha-1(I) chain-like
Exons: 32
Coding region: 448-2205 (585 amino acids)
Source: RefSeq, a predicted model, not a curated record